Molecule: messenger RNA, 1849 nt
Organism: Camellia sinensis
Lineage: Eukaryota; Viridiplantae; Streptophyta; Magnoliopsida; Ericales; Theaceae
Source: RefSeq, a predicted model, not a curated record
AUCAAAUUAAGCUAUUCUAACAAACGCUUCAAGUACUGUAAUUAGAAAGGCGAAAAAAAAACCCCAUUUUUUUUAAAAUUCCAAGUUAUUUAUUUCUUUUACUGAAUUAUUCAGCUUUUUCCUUGUUUUCUUUUUGUUCAUCAUAAAAUAAUGCGUGCAGAGUAAAAGCUGAAGCAUUCAAGUGGCGAAAGUGCCCACCUCAGUUUACACAGUGGAAUCACGUUUCAGCUCCUAUAAAUUAACCUUGGCCCCUUUCACUACUCUUUCAUGUUCUCUCUCUCUCUCUCCAACUUAAGUCACCAUUUCCUCACAAACCAAAACAUGGGAUUUUCUCAAAAACUCGUCUUCACCUUCAGCACUUACAUAUGAUCUGUUAAAAAUCCAUAAUUCUUGCAUUUUACUGUAGUAAACCAAUUUUCUCUGUUUUCCCUCGUUUCUGCUCUGUAUUUUUCCCUGUUUCUGUUCUGUUUUCUGUACAUCUCAUUCACAGAUAACAGACAAUAUGUCCUCAAUUGUGUGUCACGGAUUGCAAUCGUGUCUCGAGCCUCGGCUCAUUGAACCACCUGCUCUGAGGCACAAAUUGGAUCCACCCAAAUCAUUUCCAUGGCCUCAAAGCCUUUUUGCGCCCCGACAACAAGAACACCAAGAGAGCUCUCAUAAUGAAGAAAACAACAACAAAGACAACAAUGGUUGUGUUGAUUGUGACAGCAAAAGCAACAACAAUGGUGAAAUGGGUGGUUGGAGCUUCAUACAAGCCCUCACAAACAAACCUCACAAUUGCAAAGAAGUGACCGAGAACGAGAAAGAAGUGUAUGUCCACCCACUUGUUAAGCUCUCUUCUUCAACACUGAGCAAGACAAGCUUAGAGAUGUGCACUGAAAGCUUGGGUAGCGAAACCGGUAGUGACAUUAGCGAAAGCAGUGAUGAAUUCUCUUCGGUUUGGCCGGAGAAUUCUCUCCGGUCUAACACAAUUCAACAAUCAAAAUCACGAGAAUUGGGUAAAAAACUGACUAGAAGUGGCAGUUUUCCACCUCCCCUGACUUCGAUCAGUGGCUCGGACAGUGUCAGAGUCCGGCCUCAUCGUGAAGGUGGCCGGUUAGUUAUAAAAGCUGUGGCAGUUGCUUCUUGCAACGGUUACUUUCAGGCCGAACGUGUUGAUGGCCGGCUCAGGCUGUGCUUGUUGAAGGAGGGUUGUGUGAAUUGUGACAAUGAGUUGGUUGAGGGAAAAGAAAAGGUCUAUAAUGAGGAAGUUGGUGAAGGAGUUGUUGAAGAACAUGCAAGUGUUGGAGAAACUAAAGCAAAAGAAGAAUAUUAUGACAUCGACGAUGAUGACAACGACGACGAAACUGGUGGCGAUGACGAUGAUGACAACGAUAAAUGGGUUGAAGGCAUAAGAGGGAAAUUGAGAUUGGAGAGUUGCCAAGGCAGAGCAGGUGCAAGGAAAGUGGUUGUGGGAACAAGGGUAUGGCAAGUUGGGGGCCAUUUUGGGUGGCCACUUCUUAAAGCUCUUUGUUGAAGAACUUCUCUCUCUCAAACAUUAACUGUUAUUGUUAUCAGAGAUGUUACGUACUCAGAAUUUGAAUCUUGGGUUAAAUUUAAAAUUGAUGUAGCAAGCCUAAUUAACAUUUUAUAAUUUGUAUUCUUUUCUGAGUAUGUAAUGUAAUGUUGUAGUAUUAUUAUUUUAUGUUUUAUGUUUUCGAUUUUUGAUUUGUCGAUUGUGGUGUUUGUGGAAGGUAGUUAUUAUGGUUGGUGGACAUGGUUGUAAUCUCUCUGUGUAGUCUCUGUCCAUUCAUGAUUCUCGUUAAUGGAUUAUUUUAAUAUAUUUCCCAUAGUACCCUUCUGGAGAACA